Cordyceps militaris CM01 is the source of this 675-nucleotide messenger RNA. RefSeq lists its product as uncharacterized. NCBI's taxonomy places the organism in Eukaryota, Fungi, Ascomycota, Sordariomycetes, Hypocreales, Cordycipitaceae. The record is from RefSeq and is a predicted model, not a curated record. The transcript has 4 exons. The coding region runs from base 1 to 675 and encodes 224 amino acids.
AUGGCGCGGUCGACACAAGCCCCGGCGUCGCGGGAGCUGGGACUCGACUAUGAAACGCCCGCCGAAAAAACGUGCGCCGUCGUCCACACCAAAAGCCCGCCAAAACAGCCACCCGUCUGGACCUGGUCCACCGGGGCCCGCCCAGCGGCUGAGCGAGCAUCCCAGAUCAGACUGGCCCUUGCCAAAUACGAGCUCCGGCGCGCGGACUGCAACGGCCUCGCUCGACGAGUCACCGCGGGCGAGCAGCACUUCUGCGUCGUUGCUCCUUUCUUUCCCCUGUAUAUUGAUUUCAGACUAGAGGAUCGAGGCGGCAAGCCAAGAAGAAAGAAAACGGUUAGUGGAAAUUUCCAUGUCGCGGACCAUCUUCCGCGGCAUCGAAGGCUGAAGACUAUUCGCAACCACCAAGACCAGGUUCAGCCCAGGCUGAACAUGCGCAUGUUUACGCGGCGGCCCAAACCCGCUGUGGCGGUCCAGCCGCCUCCCGUCGCGGACUCGCGGGCCUCUGGCGCCAUCUCGGAUUGCGCCCAACCUCGUCUUGGAAAGGGCCACGUUGAUGAAGGAGGUGUCGUGGCCGAUGGCGUGGUCUCGAGAGAUAUCAACGCCCGGGCGGUGUGGGAUAAGGCUGGCAGAGCCUCAACAAGAUUUUGCAACAUGGUAGCAAGCAGGGGCUGGUAG